GAAGUCGAUGCUCCAGAAGAUUUUCCCUUUGAAAUCAUUGAUAAAUCCGGCGAUCAAACAAUCAUUCUUAAGCGUGAAUUUGCUGGUGAGAACAUCCAUGCUACAGUAUAUAUGAAUGUUGAUGGGGAAGAUAUGAGCAAAGAUGAUGAAGACGAUAGCGAGGUUGAUCAGGAGAGUGCUGCUGCUCCAAAUAUUUCUCUUCUUGUUGCUAUAGAUAAAGGGGAGGGUCCUGUCUUGGAAAUUGGUUGCAAUAUCAGUUCUUCUGAUCUUGAAAUUGAAAGCUUGAUAAUGAAAAGUACCCAUGAUUCUGAUGGCCAGGGAGCUUACCAAGGACCUGAAUUUUCGUGAGUUUUCUUUCUAUUACUUUUUAUUUUUUCCUUUGGCUUAGAAAACAAUAUAAAGAUCUGGGAAAUGCAUAAUUUCCCUUUCAAAUGCUUUGUUUUGGAAAUGUUAGGUAGAGUAGACAAGCAAUUAGAGUACGGUGUUUCUUUAUUUGUUUUCCCGAAGUAAGGUUUUCUUUCUCUGAAAUAGUUUUAUUGUUGCAAAGCAAGGUUGCCCACUGUUAGAUACGGAGCCUAAAAUUUAUCAAGAACUUGGUAUAAAAUGUGAGAAUAAAUUAGAAUUAUUUUUCGGAUAAUUCUGUAUAAAAUUUGAUAAAGGUAUUCAAGCCUUCUUAAGCUGACAACUAUUUUGUUUCAAAUUUUUAUCGGAUCAGGGU
Dendrobium catenatum is the source of this 718-nucleotide messenger RNA. RefSeq lists its product as uncharacterized. The record is from RefSeq and is a predicted model, not a curated record. The annotation marks the transcript as partial. Gene Ontology annotation, cellular component: mitochondrial matrix. The transcript has a single exon. Lineage: Eukaryota; Viridiplantae; Streptophyta; Magnoliopsida; Asparagales; Orchidaceae.